Messenger RNA from Blepharisma stoltei, 1344 nucleotides. The record is from the annotation of a GenBank genome assembly. Lineage: Eukaryota; Ciliophora; Heterotrichea; Heterotrichida; Blepharismidae.
AUGAACACAUGCAGAUAUGUAAUAUCGUGCAGCAAAGGUAUGCUUGGCUCAAUUAACCUUCCAAAUAUUGUUGUAAUUGCAGAAAACUGAGAUCUCAGAACCUUAUGAAUUGCUGAGUGUAGUAGGAUUCUGAAUGAUGAAGGCUUUGAAAGCCUAAUAAGACAGCCAGUUGUGGGUAUAGGAAUUGCCCGAGGAUGGCGCUAUCUUGCGCCAUCCUCGGGCAAUUGAAAAAAUGGCCCCACACUGGGAAUUUGAACCCACGUGUGGGGCCAUUUUUGGUGCGUGGAAGUCGAUGUUCUACACACACCAAAAAAUGGCCCCACACGUGGGUUCAAUUCCCAGUGUGGGACCAUUUUUGAAUUGCCCGAGGAUGGCGCAAGAUAGCGCCAUCCUCGGGCAAUUAGUAUGUAAAAAUUGGCGAUUGGAUCGAGAUCGAAACAGAUGAGCGAUGAAUGCAAAAGCAUAGAAAUUUCAGUGAAUCAAUUGAAGAAAACAUACAAAAGACGUGGGAUAAUCCUGAUUGUUGUGGCACCUUUGGAAUUGAGGAGCUUAGGACUGGAGACUGUCACAAUCUAAUUUUUUAUUCAGGGAAAAAACUAACUCCACAUAACUGAUUUAAUUUAAUUUAGAUAAUCGAUAAGCCUUAUAAAAGGAAAAAUUUAGCUUAUUAUUAUUUUGCUACUUAUUGAUAUGACUUUAGUUAAUAAUCUAUCCAGAGUAAGGGAUUUAGAAGUAUCAAACGCAGCCAUACUCUCAGGCUCAUUCAGGCCCCUUCAUCAUGGCCAUAUAAAUCUAUAUCUUAUUAAAUAAAUCUGUGUAUAUGCUAAAUAUUAUUAUAAUUCUAUUUAAUUUAUAUGAAAAUAUCAUAAAAAACUCAGCCAAAAUAGAAUAUUAAAGAAAGCUUCAGAGUUUUUGCACUCCAAGCAUGCACUUUUCGAGCUCACUAUUCAGCAUCCUGACAAAGGAAUUGUAACUGAAGAAGAUUUAACAGCUAGAUUAAAAGAUUUCUCCCAACCAAUUAUGAUUACAAACCGAUCUCUAUAUGUAAAUAAAUCAAUGCUAUUUAAAAACAGUACCUUUAUCGUUGGGUACGAUACAAUUGUCAGGAUCCUUAAUCCUAUAUAUUAUAGUGAUGCUAAUAGCUUGAUGAUCGCUAUGGGGGAAAUUAAGCUGCAUGGGAACAAGUUUUUGGUAGCUGGAAGAGUUGUUGAUGAGGAAUAUAGAGAACUGAGGGUUGAUGAGGUUCCUGACGUGCUAAGAGGGUUGAUUAUACCUUUACCAAAUUUCAGAGAAGAUGUGAGCUCAACUGAAAUCAGAAAUAAAAUGCUAACUGCAGAUAAGUAA